This is a messenger RNA of Hippocampus comes (tiger tail seahorse), 2813 nucleotides long. RefSeq names its product heterogeneous nuclear ribonucleoprotein R. Lineage: Eukaryota; Metazoa; Chordata; Actinopteri; Syngnathiformes; Syngnathidae. Bases 308 to 2206 code for a protein of 632 amino acids. The transcript has 12 exons. Gene Ontology annotation, molecular function: RNA binding. The record is from RefSeq and is a predicted model, not a curated record.
UGAAGGCGCAACAUACGUUUUUCGGUCGUCGACGGAACGCCGGUUUGACCAAAUGUCGUGACGACGUCCACUAGACAAAGAGGCACGCCCCUUUUGUCUGUCGUUCGCGUGAAACCAGUUCUCGCGAUAUUUGUGAGUAGUGGCGUUGUUCUCGCUUACCGACGACGAGACUCGCUGUCUGGAAAUUAGUCUCGUGGGUUCGACACUACAACAUUUCCAUUAGUAUUUGUUCAUCUCCCCGAUAGACGCGUUAGUUGUUUAACAUUUCAAAGCGCACCUCUGUUAAUUUACAGAAUCAAGCUGGAGAAUGGCUGCCGCUGAGGUGAACGGUAGUUCUGCCCUGCUGAAAGAGGAAGAAGAACCCAUGGAUGUGACAGGACCCCUCGCGGAGAACUACCAGACACUCAUUAAUACUGGACUCCCACAGAAUGUUUGUGAAAAUCUAGAGAACAUCUUCCAGACAGGCUUGGUGUCGCAUGACGAAUUGGACGAGAGGGCCAUCGACGCUCUACGGGAGUUCAGCGAGGAGGGAGCGCUCGCUGUGCUGCAGCAGUUCAGAGAGAGUGAUCUGUCUCAUGUACAGAAUAAGAGCGCUUUCCUUUGUGGAGUGAUGAAAACUUAUCGACAGAGAGAGAAGCAAGGUAGCAAAGUUCAAGAGUCCACGAAAGGGCCAGAUGAGACAAAAAUAAAGGCUCUUUUGGAGCAGACAGGAUACACUUUGGAUGUCACCACAGGCCAGAGGAAAUACGGGGGCCCCCCACCUGAGAAGGUGUUCAACGGAAUUCAACCAGGGAUUGGGACAGAGGUGUUUGUGGGAAAGAUCCCGAGGGACUUGUACGAAGAUGAGCUGGUUCCGCUCUUUGAGUCCGCCGGGCUCAUCUGGGACCUCCGGUUAAUGAUGGACCCGCUUUCUGGUCAGAAUCGAGGUUACGCCUUCAUCACAUUCUGCAAUAAGGACGACGCACAAAAGGCUGUCAAGCUCUGUGAUAACUAUGAAAUCCGCCCUGGCAAGUACUUGGGAGUGUGCGUAUCCGUUGCCAACAAUCGGCUCUUCGUUGGCUCUAUCCCAAAGAACAAGACUCGAGAAAGUAUCUUGGAAGACUUUGGCAAAGUUACAGAGGGUCUCCAAGAAGUGAUCUUGUACCACCAGCCGGACGACAAGAAGAAGAACCGAGGCUUUUGUUUCCUGGAGUACGAGGACCACAAGUCUGCCGCGCAAGCCCGCCGCCGCCUCAUGAGCGGCAAGGUCAAAGUGUGGGGGAAUCCGGUAACGGUGGAGUGGGCUGACCCGGUCGCCGAGCCCGACCCUGAAGUCAUGGCGAAGGUCAAGGUGCUCUUUGUAAGGAAGCUGGCCAACGCGGUGACCGAAGAGCUCCUUGAAAACACCUUCUCUCAGUUUGGCAAGCUGGAGCGAGUGAAGAAAUUGAAAGACUACGCUUUUGUUCACUUUGAGGAAAGGGACGCUGCUGUCAAGGCUAUGGACGAGAUGAACGGGAAGGAGCUCGGCGGGGAAGAAAUCGAGAUAGUCUUGGCCAAACCUCCAGAUAAGAAGAGGAAAGAGCGCCAAGCAGCUCGGCAGACCUCCAGGACUGCCGGGUAUGACGACUACUACUACUACCCACCUCCGCGCAUGCCGCCACCAGGCCGUGGCAGAAGUCGCGGUGGGCGCGGGGGCUACUCGUACCCGUCAGAUUACUAUGGCUACGAAGACUAUUACGAUGACUACUAUGGCUACGACUAUCAUGACUACCGCGGAGGCUACGAAGACCCUUACUAUGGCUACGAGGACAUGUACAGCGGCAGGGGGCGCAGCAGCCGUCCCGGCAGGGCCGGGCCCCCUCUCCCCAGGGCCCGCGGCGCGCCGCCGACCCGAGGCAGGGCGGGGGGCUACUCCCCGAGAGGGCCGCCCCUCGGAGCGCCAAGGGGCAGCCGAGGAGGCCGGGGGACCCCGUUCCAGCCGCAGAGGGGCCGCGGCCCGCGCGGGGCCCGCGGCAACCGCGGGGGGAACGUCGGAGGCAAGCGGAAGGCGGAUGUCUUUAACCAACCCGACUCCAAGCGCCGCCAGACCACCAACCAGCAGAACUGGGGGUCCCAGCCCAUCGCCCAGCAGCCCUUGCCUCAAGGGGCCGACUAUUCCGGUAACUAUGGUUACAGUCAUGACACCAUGGAGUUUUCACAGGAUUCUUAUGGGCAGCAGUGGAAGUAAAGACACCACAAGAUCUUGGCUAGGUGACAAGUGGCACCGACCCCAAAAUUGAUUGGCUAGAUUUGUCGAUUGACUUUUUAUGACCCCUCCUUAAUUACAAAUCUGUCUGUCGUUCAAGAAAACAAGCCCACAGAAUUGGCUUUGAAUGCUUACAGGCACUUGGAAAAGCUGAAGAAUGAACCUCAGUUGUGGUGAAUAUUACAAAAAGGAAAAAAAAAACACCCAAAAAAGCAUUCAGUCAUGUAUAUUGUUACUUUUUCUUCCUGAGGAACUAAAAACAACAAAAAAACCCCGCUAACUGAACAUUACCCAAAGUGGACAUUCAUUGUAAGUAGUCUGAGAAGACAUACGCAACAGAGACAUUGCCUUGCAGGACUUUGGUGUCCGUGUCCCUUCCCCUCUCUUGUACUCCCUUUAUUUGUGCUUCUCGUGGCAAAAAUACACUUGGCACGUAAGUGGCGCGACACAGCUCGAAAAAUUUUAAUUGACUGAAUUUAUGGAUGUGAAUGUGACAUGACACAGCGGAGUUGUUAGCCGCACAAUCAUGUGCUCCUCCGGACCGCGAAGGGGCGCGCGCGCGCGCGCGUGUGUGUGUGCAUGUGUUCCC